Penicillium concentricum is the source of this 813-nucleotide messenger RNA. RefSeq lists its product as uncharacterized. NCBI's taxonomy places the organism in Eukaryota, Fungi, Ascomycota, Eurotiomycetes, Eurotiales, Aspergillaceae. The coding region runs from base 1 to 813 and encodes 270 amino acids. The transcript has 2 exons. The record is from RefSeq and is a predicted model, not a curated record.
AUGAUCUUCCAGAAGCUCGAUCAAGCGAUCGGCCUUUUCCGACGUGAUGACAAAAGAAACCCCCAGCCAUAUGCUAUAAUGACUGCAGUAGACGAUGCUGUCCAAGAGGUUCAGCUUUCAGGCAAAAAGCCUGAAAUAUGCGACUCGGAUUCGGCCUUCAUGAUCAAUGCAGGAAACUGCCAGUUGUGCAUCGGGAAAUACUCGAACGAAACUUAUGAGGACACAAUAUUGCCGCUUUUUGGGGAAACGCUCGAUUACUGCAAGGGAAUCACCUCUGGCGAGAAUAAGACGGCCCGUAUCGAGUCACUGCUCAGCCAAGAAUCAUCCUUACAAAUCCAGCUUGCUAGUCUUGGGUAUUCCGUCUCCAGCACGAGGACCACUAAUUCAUCGCCGGCGACAACGACCGACUCGGGGAGUCAAGUGACAGUUUACCGGACGGCUCAGGCGCAGCCAACUGCAGACAGCUCGGGAAAAGACUCAAACAUUAGCACCAUUGUGCCGGCCGUGGUGGUGCCCGUUGUUGUGAUCGGCAUCGUAGUGGUGCUGGGCUUCUUUUUCGUCCGCCGCCGACGAAGUCGGCAGGAAGGGCCGGCUCCUAUCCAUUCUUCCCUGCCACCUAUAGAGAAAGCACAGUUGCAUGCAGAUGAAUUCAGACCGGAAUUGAACGGGACUGGGAAUGCAGAUGAUUCUAGACCUGAGUUGGAGGGGACGGAACCCCAGGCUAUGCGGACACUCAGUUUGCCCCCACUCGAGCUGCCAGUGCAAAAGGAUGUCAGACGAGAAGAUGUGACAGGAGAGCUAGAGGCUAAGUAG